UGCGGGGGUGGGUUGAUGAGUGAGCUGUACAGUGAUCAGUGUAACUCAUGUCAUGUCCACCCCCUCCGAGGACUCCGCGCUGCCCCUUUAUCUGCGCCCAUAGCGAGCCCCGCACAGGCUGAGCACAGCACCGAGAGGAGGACCGCAGCCAUGGCCGUGAUGUUCUCCGCGCUCCACGUACUCUUUCUGUCGCAGCUGGUGACAUCGGCACUCGCCCAGAGGCCGGGUCCUCGAGGCACUGUGGGGACGACGGGGCCACCGGGACCCCCAGGGAAAGAUGGCAUCGAUGGGAAACCUGGCCCUCCUGGACUCCCCGGAAAGCCUGGCCCGAAAGGAAAAGCGGGUGGCCCUGGGGCCGCGGGGAGCCCGGGACUGCCUGGCCUUCCUGGUGUGGAUGGGUUGACCGGUCCGGACGGUCCAGCUGGUAAAGACGGGCCCCCAGGAGCAGCAGGAGACCCAGGACCUCCCGGACCAGACGGACCCCCUGGCAGAGGUAGACCAGGAGCUCUGGGUCUUGCUGGAGAGAACGGGCUUCCAGGUGGAGCGGGCCCUCAGGGGCCGCCGGGGCCGGAGGGUCUUCCAGGACUUCCUGGUCUUGCAGGCGUAGAUGGACCUCCUGGACUUCCAGGAACUCUUCCUGAAGGCAAUGGAGAUCUGCUGUGUCCGGCCAUCUGUCCUCCGGGUCCUCCUGGACCGCCUGGGAUGCCUGGAUUCAAGGGUCAUACAGGUCAUAAAGGAAGCAAGGGAGAGCUGGGGAAAGACGGAGAGAAGGGUGAUCAGGGGCCGCCCGGUCCUCCGGGAACACCAGGGACAGUGGGAUUACAGGGCUCUCGAGGGCUGAGGGGUCAGCAGGGGCCCGGGGGACCAGUGGGAGACAGAGGAUUGCCUGGUUUCAGAGGAAAGCCUGGAAUUGCUGGCGUCAUUGGGAAAACCGGUGAUGCUGGUGAAAAGGGACCUCAAGGUUUCAGAGGGCCCAAAGGAGAGAUAGGGAAGAUCGGCCCCAAGGGAGUCCCUGGAGGUCCGGGACCUAAAGGCGAGCCUGGCAUCCCAGGCCGGGAUGGGAAGGAUGGGACUCAAGGACUAGACGGUGAAAAGGGGGAUGCUGGUAGACCUGGAGUCUCUGGAGAAAAAGGACCUAAUGGUCUGCCUGGUUUGCCAGGAAAAGCUGGAGCAAAAGGUGCCAAAGGAGGAGUGGGCAGUCCAGGAGAGAUGGGAGAAGCAGGACCCUCUGGAGAGCCAGGUAUACCUGGCGAGAUCGGCAUCCCUGGAGAGAGAGGAGAAGCUGGACCCCGAGGAGUGGCUGGUGGCGUUGGACUAGCUGGAAACACUGGACCCCAGGGUGUUAAAGGAUUCCAGGGUGUUAAAGGAGCGCUGGGCGACCCGGGGCUGCCGGGGCCCACGGGCAUCAGAGGCGGGUUUGGCGAGAGGGGUCCCACUGGAGCUGGAGGGCCUAAAGGAGAUAUGGGAGUUGCUGGGAGUGAUGGUCUGCCAGGGGAGAACGGGGAGCCGGGUCCGUACGGCCCCGUCGGCCAGAAAGGAGAGGCCGGCAAGCGAGGGGAACUGGGAGCCAAAGGAGUUGUGGGACCCCAGGGAGAGACUGGAGCCAGAGGGGCUCCUGGGAAACCGGGACCAAUGGGAUUCCAGGGAGAACAGGGUUUCCCAGGCGUCUCGGGCAAGACUGGUGUUCCUGGCAAACUGAGCAGUGAGCAGCACAUCAGGGAACUGUGUGGCUCCAUGAUCGAUGACCAGAUCGCUCAGCUCGCUGCGAACCUGAGGAGACCCCUGGCCCCUGGCGCCGUGGGACGGCCUGGACCCGCCGGGCCCCCGGGACAGCAAGGAGAGGCGGGAUCCAUCGGGCACCCCGGACCCCUCGGCCCGCCGGGCUACAGAGGACUGCCAGGAGACCUGGGAGAUCCCGGCCCUCGAGGGGAUGUUGGAGAGCCGGGCGAUAAGGGGCCCGUGGGGAAAGCCAUCGAAGGGCCCGUCGGAGACCAGGGGGAACCGGGUGAGUACACGAGCGGGACUGCAGACGGAAACCUGCUCUUCUCUCAGAUCUCCUCUGCAGCUCAGUUAUUUGCGUCUUCUGUGUGGCGCAAGCUGCUAAACCACGUGUCCACGAAUCCCGAACCAUUGCGGUCGUGGGUUCGAAUCCUGUGUGGCACAUGCCCAGACCGCAAGAGGAUCUCCUCUGCAGCUCAGUUAUUUGCGUCUUCUGUGUGGCGCAAGCUGCUAAACCACGUGUCACGAAUCCCGAACCAUUGCGGUCGUGGGUUCGAAUCCUGUGUGGCACAUGCCCAGACCGCAAGAGGUACUGUGGCCUUAAGUGGUGGAAAAGUUGUUUCAGUUCUAGACAUGGUGUCUGUCUGA
This is a messenger RNA of Pimephales promelas (fathead minnow), 2367 nucleotides long. The record is from RefSeq and is a predicted model, not a curated record. NCBI's taxonomy places the organism in Eukaryota, Metazoa, Chordata, Actinopteri, Cypriniformes, Leuciscidae.